AUGUCAGCAAAGAUAAAACCAAAAUAACCUCAGAAGAGAUUGUAGUGUUAAUAUUGCAAGGAAAAGAUAGAAAAUGACAAUUACUAUUUAUGCGAUUGUGGAUAUUAAUAUUUUAAUCAAUCACUUUAGACAUAGGAGUGUUUUACCAAAUUACUUUAGAUUAUCCAAAUCCUUUUAGUCACUAAAAUAAAUAUCAAUAAGUUUUUUUCAUAUGGAAUUCGAAUAAAAAGAGAGUAUUUUCAAUUUGAAGUAUGUCUGAUUGAAAUGUGUUGGGAUUGUUAUGACGAUUUUUAAGACAAUUAAGAACCAUUUUGCCCUAAAUGUGAUGCAGAAUUAAUAUCUGACUCAGAAGACGAAUAAAUUACAAAACCUAAAAAUGAGCCUCCACUUUCUAAAUCUACUUCUCUAUAAAAUCAAGGGGCUAAUAGCCAACUGAAAUCUUCACCAUCAGCAGUAAAUAAAUCAAGUAGUAGCACUGUAGGAGCAGCAAGUUCUGCAAAUACAACUACUACCACAUCAUCAAUAAAUACUAGCGGUUUCAACUAUAAUGAUCUAGCAAAAGUAAGAGUUAUCAAGAAAAAUUUAGUAUAUGUGAUUGGUUUAGCUCCAGAGAUAGCCAACGAAGAGACCUUGUUAAAGAAGGAAUACUUUAGUUAGUAUGGAAAAAUAACAAAAAUAGUUGUUAAUACAAAUAAUGCAUACAAUCCAAAGGGACCAAAUGGGCCUUCUUAUUCAGCAUAUAUAACAUAUUCUUCUGAAAGAGAAGCUUCUAUGGCUAUAUUAGGAACAGAAGAGUAUUAAAUAAAUGAUAGAAUAAUUAGAGCUUCAUAUGGUACAACUAAAUAUUGCUCUUACUUUUUAAAGUAGUAAGACUGUCCUAAUUUACCUGAGUGUUUAUAUCUUCAUUCAUUUGGAAAAGAUAAAGAAUUUUUCUAAAAAGACGAAGCAACAUCAAAUAAAAAUAUAUUUAUUGACCAAUAAAAGAUGGCUAUAAAAAAUAUACAAAAAUAUAUACCUGAUCUAGUUAAAAUAAAAAAUACACCAGUGACAUAUAAUUCUGUACUACCCACUCCAUAAAGUGUAAUUGAAAAGUUAAUUGAAUAAGAUGUCUUAGAUAUAAAACAAAAACCAGCAGAAUCAAAUUCAAACGAUUAAAAAGGUGAUAAAAAGAAAAAAGAAGACAACACUCCUUUGAUUGAUUAGUGGAGUAUCGAUUUUUCUAUUCCUCAAACAGCUCCUAAAAAAGAUAAAGAGGAUUCAAAGAAAUAGGAAUCUUCUUCUCCACAAUAAACAGUUAGAAAAUAAUCUAAAUCAAUAUCUGAAAAAGAUCUCAAUACAAAUAAUACAUAACCAACUUCCAAGUCUCCUUAGUAGAAUUAGUAAAGCAGUACACCACCAGAAACAUCUUCAAAUAAAUAACAAGAAGGUGAAAAAUCUAAUAAGAUAUAAUAAUCUGCUAAUGGUUAGUAAUAAAGUGAAGAAAAAGCUUUUUCAAAAGAGGAGUUCUUAAUGAAAGCUAUGAAUGGAGUUUUAUAAAGUCCAUCUCGCAGUCACUCUUCUUCUCUUUCAUUACAAAACAACACAAACACAAACUAAACAUAGAAUUAAAAUAUUAUACAAAACUCUAACUAAGGGAAACCUUAGUCAUAAACUAUAUAAAAUAAUAGUUAAACAAACAUUACAAUAAAUAAUAGCAAUUCGAAUUCUAAUCUAUAAAAAGCUGCUAGCUAAGUUGUAGCUGAGUAAACCAAAAAAGUAGAAAAAUCUCCUAUAAAAGAAUAAAUCUAGAAAUAAGAUGAAUAAAAAAAAGACGAAUAAAUAGAAAGUAGAAAGACAGGAAACGCCUCUGCUGGAAGUAGCAACUAAUCUAGUAAUGUAGCAAGUACAAAUCACUCAAGGACUUCUUCUACUAAUUAAAAAGCAUCUGGUUCAAAUAGCUAUCCUCAAAACUAAGCUUCUAAUACAAAUGGAAUAAAUAAUAAAUAAAACUCUGUCACUCAAAAUGGAAAUCAUGCUGAAAAAAAAGAAACAAGCAGAAAAGAGCAAUCAGAAAAUAAAUAUUAAAAACACUAAUACAUACCUGUAAAUCAAUAAACCAAGCAGUCAUCGCAAUCAGUUGAACCUUAGAAGGAAACUAACUUAUAAACUCAAAAUGUUACAUAGCAGCAACAACAAUAGAAUUAGUAAUAGUCCCCUGCACCUCUUGAAAGUUAACCAAAAUAAAAGGAAGACAACAAAUAGGUAAAAUCUUCAACUGCUUCUUAGCAAAAGCCUUAAAACGGUAGCCAAAAUAGCUAAUAAACUUAAACAUAAUAAUAAAAUCAUUAAAACGAACAAGUUAAUAUCCUGGCUUAAUCUAAGUAGCAAAAUACAUAAAAUGGCUUACAACAAUAGGUUUAAAAUAGCUAAAAUCAUAAUAUAUAAACUUCUCAGCACUAAUAGAGCCCUAGUACUUCUACUAGUAGUAGCAAUGUUACUCCUCAUAACUCCUCCAUACAUCCUCAUCAUUAGCAUACAGUUUCAGAACCUAUUGCACCUAAAUAUAUCCUAUAAAAAGUAGAAAAAAGAGAAAAAACUUUAAGCUCUGACAAUUAAAUUAUGAAAAGACUGAUUACAAGAACAACACAUCAAAAAAGUGCUUCUUCUCGCUUUGAUUUUGCUAAAAACUCUGAAAAUAGUGACUAACCUGUUGAAGAUGUAGAUGUAAUAAAUCAUAUCUUUAAUGGACAAUAUAUAAUCUUAACAAAGUCAUAUAAUUAGAGUUCGAAUAAUUUUGAUAAAAAUGAGUAUUGA
Molecule: messenger RNA, 2793 nt
Organism: Tetrahymena thermophila SB210
Lineage: Eukaryota; Ciliophora; Oligohymenophorea; Hymenostomatida; Tetrahymenidae
Product: RNA recognition motif protein
Exons: 10
Biological process (GO): protein ubiquitination
Cellular component (GO): CCR4-NOT complex
Molecular function (GO): metal ion binding; RNA binding; ubiquitin-protein transferase activity
Source: RefSeq, a predicted model, not a curated record